Messenger RNA from Mytilus trossulus (common blue mussel), 7124 nucleotides. Its product is annotated as merlin-like. The record is from RefSeq and is a predicted model, not a curated record. NCBI's taxonomy places the organism in Eukaryota, Metazoa, Mollusca, Bivalvia, Mytilida, Mytilidae. The transcript has 16 exons. Gene Ontology annotation, cellular component: adherens junction; filopodium; plasma membrane. Gene Ontology annotation, molecular function: actin binding; integrin binding. Gene Ontology annotation, biological process: positive regulation of protein localization to early endosome; regulation of hippo signaling; negative regulation of cell population proliferation. The coding region runs from base 175 to 2001 and encodes 608 amino acids.
UCUAAGCGCUUUACAAGAACGGUAUUAGCAUUGGCUUGUAAAGCAUUUAAAACUUCAAUGAAAAAUGAAAACAUUGAAGAAAUGUGAAAGAUGAAGAUGAAAGGGAUCGGUUAUUCGUUUUAUGAGCACCAUGUAAAAGUGUUUGAUUAGUUGAUAGACUUAUAAAACGCCACAAUGCCUUUUGUUAAUAUGAAAAAGGCUGCUCAGGCCUCAGGUAGCUCAAAAAGUUUUGCUGUGAAAGUUACAACAAUGGAUGCAGAACUUGAUUUCACGACUGUGGAGCACAAGGCAACAGGUAAAGAUUUAUUUGAAUUGGUGUGUAGAACAAUCGGUCUGAGAGAAACAUGGUACUUUGGUCUGCAGUAUGUUGACACGAAAGGAUAUAUAGCAUGGCUCAAAUUUGAUAAAAAGGUGCUAGACCAAGACAUACCAAAAGAAUAUCCAGUACAGUUUUUAUUCCUGGCGAAAUUCUAUGCUGAAGAUGCCUCUGAGGAAUUGAUACAAGAGAUUACUCAACAUUUAUUCUUCCUCCAAGUUAAACAAUCAAUACUGAACAUGGACAUAUAUUGCCCUCCAGAGGCUUCUGUACUGCUGGCAUCUUAUGCUGUACAAGCUAAGUAUGGGGAUUAUGAUCCAAGUUCAUAUAAACCUGGUAUCUUGGCGAGUGAAGAUCUGUUACCCCAGCGAGUGAUAGACCAGUAUCAUAUGACAGCUGAGAUGUGGGAAGAAAGAAUAAAAGAAUGGUAUGCUGAUCAUAGGGGGAUGUCAAGAGAUGAAGCUGAGAUGGAAUAUUUAAAGAUUGCUCAAGACUUAGAAAUGUAUGGUGUUAACUAUUUCCAAAUAAAAAAUAAACGUAAUACAGACUUGUGGUUGGGUGUUGAUGCCAGUGGAUUGAAUGUUUAUGAGCGUGAUAAUAAACUAACCCCUAAAAUAACUUUCCCGUGGAGUGAAGUAAAGAAUAUAUCAUUUAAAGACAAAAAGUUUACAAUCAAACCAUUAGAUAAGAAAACUAGUGAUUUUGUUUUUACUGCUCCUAAGUUACGGAUCAAUAAACUUGUAUUAGAAUUGUGUGUAGGCAAUCAUGAAUUAUUCAUGAGAAGGAGGAGACCUGAUUCAAUGGAGAUACAACAGAUGAAGACUCAUGCAAGAGAAGAAAAAGUCAGGAGACAGCAAGACAGAGCCCGAUUAGCGAAAGAAAAGCAAUUGAAAGAAGAAGCUAUAAGAGAGAAAGAAGAUAUGGAAAGAAAGUACUUACUGUUACAAGAUGAUGUGAGGAAGGCACAAGAAGAAUUGAAAAGAUCCCAGGAAACAACAGAAUUAUUGGCAGAAAAAGCUGAUUUGGCAGAAGCAGAGGCAAACCUGUUAAAUCAGAAAACAUGUGAAACUGAGGCUGAAAUACAAAGAUUUAAAAUGUCUGCUGUUAAGACAGAGGAAGAGAGAAUGUUAAUGGAGUAUAGAGCCAGAGAGGCUGAGAUGAUUGCUACAAAGUUGUUAGAGGACUCAGAAAGAAGAGCAAAAGAAGCUGAACAAUUAAAGGUAGAUUUAUUACAGUCCAGGAUGGCAGAAAAGAUGGCCAAAGAGAGGCUGAUGGAAAUAACAAGGAGUAAUGUUUAUCAGCAAUACUGGACUGAUUUCUGUCUUCCGUUAUAUAAUACACAGGUUCAACCCUCAUAUCAACUGCCAGAAUUGACAUCAGAUAUAACAACAGAUCUUACUGAAGCUGAGCUUGGAGGAGAUUUGUUUGGAGUUGGUGAUAUGGAUCAACUCUCACUUGAAAUUGAGAAGGAAAGGGUGGAAUACAUGGAGAAAUCUAAACAUCUUCAAGACCAGCUACGAGAACUGAAAACUGAAAUAGAAGUGCUAAAAGUAGAGGAAAAUGAAACAGAUUAUGAUAGAUUACAUGAAGAUGGUAUACAGAGAGGAGAUAGUAAAUAUUCAACACUCAGACAGGCCAAAGCCAAUACAACUUCGUCUAGAGUAGCCUUCUUUGAACAGUUAUGAUAACCGUUAUAUAACUAAUCAGUAUUUGGUGCCAGAAAGUAUUUCUUUGUAUUGGAUGUGAUUCAUGGCUAUUAUCAAGUUGAAUUGUUGGAUAUAGUACUUUGAAAAUGACAUUAUGAUAAUAAUCCACCAGAAUAUAUUUUAUAAUUUUAAAAUAUUAAAUGUGUGUCCUUAAUAAACUUUAAGCAUGUAAUGGCAUUUAAAUGGUAUUUAUAAAGUUUAAAAAGCAAUAAUUUAUUAACUACAGCAUGAACCUUUGUUGUGCUGACAUUUAUGACCAGGAAAACAACACAAUUCACAACCUUGAUUUGAAACAAAAUUGUGAAUGAACCAUAUUUUUAGACAGUUGUUUGACAAUGUGCUAUUAAAAUGUAUAAAUGUGUAUGGAGAAUGGUAACAGUGCUUUUCAAAUUUUCACAAUUUUUGUUGAAAAUACAUAGAAGUUUUAUUGGGGAGGGGGAUAUGAAAGUCUGGAUGGGGUUUCUUGAAUUCUGUAGGAUUUAAUUUAAGGGGCAUCAGUGUACUGUGGACACAUUCUUUCUUGUUUUCUAUUUUUUUUCAUUUUAGCCCAAAAAAUAUUCUCUAUUCUGUAUUUUCUCUAUUGUAUUUUUGCCUUUUUUCUGUAUUUCAGGUUCAUUUUCUCUGUUCUGUAAACCCCAUCCAGACCCUGGACACACAUGAAAUGAGUUUUUCAUUUUUAUACGGAAAUAUUUAUAUUUUACAUUUUAUAAUGUUAUUUGUGUUUAUAUAUGAAACCAAACUUGAAAAGUGUCAAUAUUUGUGCUAACACUGCCAAAAUAUGAAGUUUUUUUUUUAAAGUGACUGAUUAAAGAUAAAAUGAUUUUUAUUAUGACUUUUUAAUCGCAUCAAUUAUAGAAAUUGUAAUUUUAAUAUUAAGAUUUGACCAUAGGAAUUAAUAAGUAAUCCUGUUUGAGCUAAGAUUUAGAAGAGGGACACAGUUCUAAGAUACAGGGCAUGUAUGUGUGGUAUCUUGUAAAAAAAGGGGACACUUUAUCAUGUUUAAAUAUAAAAGAAAUGAAAAAGUUUGCCAUGGUUUUAGUGGGUACAUGUCGCCAUGCCAUUGUUAGUUUGUUAUGGACCUACGAGUUUGAUGUCACUUUGGUAUAAACUAUAGCCUCUCUUUGAAGUGAUAUUGUAUUUUUACGUGGUUUAUAGUAUUUUUUGGGCUGUAAAGAUCUUUGUCACAUUGAAAAGUAUUAAUUUUCCGCCAGACAACAGAAGCCCAUAUAUAGGACAGGAAUAUAAGGUCAAAAUGACAGUUGUUUGCUGCUGCCUUUCAAACCACCUAUAAAAACAGCCUACCCAAGUAAUUAUAUGACACAAAUCAGUUCAUUUUUUUAUAUAAAGAUUUUUUUCUCUAACUGGCAAUAAAAAAAAACAGAAUUCUUAUGGGUGACCUAAAGGUGGAGAGUUCUACACAAUGGGAAGAGGUGAACUGUGCCUCUCUACUUUUGAUUAAUAGCUAAGACACUGUAAUAAAAUGUCUAUCCAUGCUCCAAAGUUGCUUUAGGAAUGUUGAUACCUUUUUUACCAAUAUGAAUACAAAAUAUGGUAUUUUGACUUUUGAGAUUGGUAUGUGUACAAGAUACACAUCUUUUAAGUGCUAUUUUUGGCAGUGAAUACUGUUGUUAAGUUUCAUGCUCUGUUAGUUUCAUAACAAGAUCUGAUAUUUUAUUAUUGAGUAUGCUUUUAUAAUGUGCAAUACUUUUUCUAGCUAUUUAUAUUAUUUGUGCUAUUAUUUGUUGUUUCAUGUAGAAUAAUGUAUGUAGACUGGUUCUGGUUCUUAUUCAUGUAUAUAUUUCAUCAAGAUACCAGUCUAAACAAUUGCAAAUUGAUUUUUUACCCAUGACACUGAAGUUUACAAAUGUAUAUAAUGUCUUUCUACCAAUAUAAAUACAUAUUCAUCUGGUAAGGGCCUUUCUAAAUAUCGAUGUGUGAGGGUAGGAACGGUUGUUUUAUAUUUUAGUGAUGGGUCAUUUAUGGUUGUAUAUCUACUUGUUGUAUACAACAUUACUAAGAGUAAAAGUUAUUUUUGUUGUGGGGAAUAUUUCGAAGUAUGUUUUUACCUUUUCUCAUUCAUUUUAACAGAUAGCAAUGUAACCAGAUUAUUCUCAUUUACCAUACUUCAUUUUAUUUAUUUAUUAAUUUUGUGUUUUACAGCAAAGCUGUAUAUAUUACACAUUUAAUUGUCAAAUGAAGCCUGGUUUGGUUUCGUCUUUGUUUUCUGAUCUACCUGACUAUACUUGUUCACAAGGUUCUUUUUUCAUAGGAAUGUUGUUUUUAUUUUUGGUUCAAAUUUCUGACACAAAUGAUGGUGCAUACAUGUUGUAGAGAUAUUUUUUAAAAGCAUUACUGGAAACUUUUAGUACCAACACUAUGACAACAAUGAAUAUAACACAAAGUUACUGAAUAUUUAGGAAGUUAAAAUUUCAGCAACUACAAUUAUAUUCAAGUUGAAUUUUCUAUAGAUAUAGGAGGGUGUAGUGUGAGUGCUAAUGAGACAACUCUCCAUCCAAAUAACAAUUUAAAAAGUAAACCAUUAUAGGUUAAAGUACGGCCUUCAACACGGAGCCUUGGCUCACACCGAACAACAAGCUAUAAAGGGCCCCAAAAUUACUAGUGUAAAACCAUUCAAAUGGGAAAACCAACGGUCUAAUCUAUAUAAACAAAACGAGAAACGAGAAACACGUAUAUAUUACAUAAACAAAUGACAACUACUGUACAUCAGAUUCCAUACCCCUUUUCUGCAGCACACAAUUGUGUAUCAGAUAUAAAAGGACAUGAGAUCUUUCCCAUGUAUUUUCUAAUUACUACUCAAUAAUGAUAAUUGUUAUCCCAAUUUAAGCCACAUUUGGCUGGUGGAAAUUGGAGAAGAAUAAGGUCAUUAUAUGACCCUUGAUUAAUGUAGCAUUAUAUGAAAUGUGUUCAAAAAAGAUAAAGAAAUCAAAUUAGUUCAUAUUUCAUUGUAUAUUGACAUCAAAAUCAUUGGAAUUAUUUAUUGCCUUUUGUGAAAGAUUGUAUAAAACAUUUUUUUUUUUUAUAAAAUUUGUAAAAAGCCUGCUGGACUGAAUUUUUGUAUAUGUGUCAGAAUUUCAAAAACAUGUACAAUGUGUAUAGUACAUGACAUCACUCUUUUGUUCCAUUAUUUAUAACAUGUGGUCAAUUUAAUUUUUAUCAAGACCUACUAGAGAUUGUAAAUGUUAGAAGAAAUAUGUACAAGUGUUGGCAUUGUUUGAGAAUUUCUUUUUUCAGCGGACACAAAAACAGUUAAAACCGCUGAAUGUUUUCUCCAAUUUUUAAGCUUCAAUCGAAUAUGAAACAUCUCUCUAAUUUAACAUGCAUUUGCUAGCUUCUUUUUAAUUUUGAUUUUAUCUAAACUAGAUUCUAAGUUCCAAAGGAGAAGGGGCAAUAAGGCCCUUAUUUGGCCCAAAAUUUACUGCAAAUUUUAAAGUUAUCAUACAUAUUCUGAAAUUACUGAAAACUUGUCUAAAGUAUUAGGUACUUAGAAAAACUAAACAAAUUUGACAUCGAACAAGUUACCAUGGCUUCAAAUCAUAACCUUAUUUGCAUAUUUUGUUAAAUUUCGUGAUUUUCCUUGUUUUUUCAUCAAAUUUUUAGUAUAUUUUAGACUGAAUAAAUAUGUGUGCACCCAAGAAACAACUUUAUAUUUGGAGAGAUAAUGCCAAUAGUUAUAAUAAAGCUUUUGUUAAAUUAUUUUGUUGUUUCUCAGCUGAGCAGGAUGUUUCCACAAUGGAAAUAAAGUAAGAAAACAUCACAAAUUCUGUAUUUUUCAUCGUUUUUGUGAAAACAGUACAUAUUAUGACGUAAUUGUGACCUCAUCAGAUAAAAAUCUUAAUGUUUUUCAUUUAUAUUUCUUGACCAUAUGUAUAUCUUAACAUUAUGUGCCAAUUUGAAAUAGUUAUCAAACAUUUCAUUUUCUUGGGCCAAAAAUAGGAUUUAAUGCCCCUACUCCUUUAUUAUACACUAUAGAUUCCUUAUUUUUUAGAGUACUAAUUUUUCAUGGAUUGAGAAAAAUGUAUUUUCGUAGAUAUCUGAUUUAAUGGUUUGCCAAAGUCUACUUACAAGCCUAGAGGAAAUUUAUACUUUGUUCAACAUUUAAAGCCAUGAUCAGCCUUACCCCCGCCAAAAUCCACAAAAAGGAGUAGGUCCGGUAAAGGCAGAUUUUGGCCUCAAAGUUCAAGUUCAUCUGAUGCAGGAUUUUUGACACAUUUUAAACACUUUAAUGUCUAAUCCAGUCGAUUCAAUUAGUUUAUAAGAAAGAUCGGAACUGAUUUAGUAAUUUAAGACGCUAUUAUUCAAGCUGAAAUAUGAAAAAUCUAUCAAUUAUGCCAUAAUAUGUCACUUUUCAGAUGUUUUUUUGUCAAAAAUGGAAGUUGCCACAUUCAUGUUCAAUCUCAACCUUUAUAUAUGUUUUAAACGUUAUAUAAGUUAUAUAUUAUCAUAAAAAUACAACUUACAUUUAGAUAUUCAGAAUGAACACAAAUGUGGCCAAUAUUAAAACUGUAUCUUACUUAAUUAUAUAGACACCAAGAAAAUUAAAAAAUUGUGAAAAGAACAGUGUGAAUCUUAAUGGGAAAUAGAGUAUCCUGGAGAUUUUUACAGUAUUCAUAUGAAUAUUUCUAAUAAGAUGAAGUUCAUGACUUAAAUCAAUGAUCAAAUUCCCUCUGAGUAUGCAAGAAGGGAAAUAUAAAUGUGUUUUCAUUUUGUUCAAAGAAUGAGAAUUGAAACCUCAAAAAGUUUCCUCAUAUCAAAGAAAUAAUUGCCUUGUAGAGUAUAAAUCAAAAGAAUUUGAGGCAAGUCAUUAUCACAAGUGUAAAGAUGAAAUUAACUUUUUAUGCUGUAGAAUUAAUUUACUGAAGGAUUAUCCUUUUACUUGGUAAAUAAAAAAAACAGGGUAGUUUUUAUCAUAUAGACAAUAAUGCAUGUUUCUUGAAAUGAAAUUAUAAAAAAAAUGAAUUGUUUGCACUUUAUAUCAGAACAUAGCUACUAUCACCAGUUAGUUUUAUACUUAGGUUGUUUAAAGCAGAGUUGAUUAUAUGUCAAUUGUCUUAACAUGGCAUUUAUCUAUAAUAAACUGAAAU